AUGAAGGUUACUCGCCAUGCGCUAAUUGCGGGUCUACUCUACGCCGUGCUGGGCGUCGCAUUGCCCUUCCAGCUCGUCUUAACCAGCGAUACCCCGACAAUUCGCUUCAAGGACAACAGCCUCCCGCAGAAGGGUCAUCCCGUACCAAUUCCCGACAAUAAGCCAUCGUUCAGGCAGUAUGUCGCGCAAAUGCAAGAAGAAUCGCAACCUUCGGCUACUGCGACGCCGGACAUCGAGUCCAAUGCCUCCCAGAACGGACCAGAGCACGCAGAGUCCAAGUCAGGGUCUGACAACGAUCGUGACCGCGCGUUCCGAGAUCACUACGGUGCCGUCCUCGGGAAAGUGGCCAAACUCAUCUCCAACGAGGACAAUCCCGACACGCCGCCAAUCCAAAAGGCGCAGCAGAAUCAACACACAAAACAUAUUACUCCCACAUCUCGGAUGAUCACAUACCUCAAACCGGUCGAUCUACUCGACAUCAUCGACCAGCAUGGCCCCGAGUGCGUCGCACUAGCGAUCUUCGUGCUAGUCCCCAUCGCAUACUUCCUGCUCGAAUUGCUCGAAUUAGCCAUCGGAUGCUGUGUUCGGGAGCGGUAUCCCCAUCGCGGUCGCGAUCGCGUGCGACUCCUGGGCCCAGAGAGACGGUUACGGGCGUGGAGUAACAGGCAGCGUGAACAAUUCUUGGACAGCGAGAAACAUUGGUGGCAGGCGCGGAGGACUCGGUGA
Penicillium brasilianum is the source of this 726-nucleotide messenger RNA. The record is from the annotation of a GenBank genome assembly. Lineage: Eukaryota; Fungi; Ascomycota; Eurotiomycetes; Eurotiales; Aspergillaceae.